Messenger RNA from Lycium barbarum (goji berry), 1082 nucleotides. RefSeq names its product RING-H2 finger protein ATL70-like. Lineage: Eukaryota; Viridiplantae; Streptophyta; Magnoliopsida; Solanales; Solanaceae. The record is from RefSeq and is a predicted model, not a curated record. The transcript has a single exon. The coding region runs from base 191 to 730 and encodes 179 amino acids.
CUUUUCCACUCUUUUUAUUAAAUAUUAGUACCUAUUCUUAUUUGUUCGUUUCUAUCAAGUCCAAAUUCAUUUCCUUCAAUCAAAAACCGUUGACUUCCAAAUAAUCUUUAGACCAUUCCCUUAAUUUUGGUCAUAUAAUACCAAUGGCCAACCAAACCCAAAACCACUCCCAUAAUUCUCCUAAAACAUCAUGAAUUAUAACACCACCAUCUCCGAUCCAAGUUCCAGCACCGAUGGGUUCCUCGGAUCGGGUAAUAUCGGAGGAUUCGGUUAUGGGAUCGGUGUUUCUGUAGGUAUUCUUCUUUUAAUUACAACUAUAACUCUUACUUCAUAUUUUUGUACCAGAAAUCAAACAACAGAGUUACCACCACCAAGAAGACAUCGAAUUAAUCGUAACGCGCUACUUGAUGUCCAAGAAAAUAGUUGUAUAGUCGAUAUAGGGCUUGAUAAGGCAACCCUUUCGAGUUACCCUAAGUUGUUGUACUCUGAAGCUAAGGUAAAUCACAAGGACUCAACAGCUAGUUGUUGUUCUAUAUGUUUAGCAGAUUACAAGAAUAAGGACAUGUUAAGGUUGUUGCCUGAUUGUGAACAUUUGUUUCACUUGAAAUGUGUGGAUCCUUGGCUUAUGUUGAAUCCAAGUUGUCCAGUUUGUAGAACUUCUCCUUUACCAACACCACAAUCUACUCCUUUGGCUGAGGUUGUUCCUUUGGCAACUAGACCUUUGGGAUGAAUUCAUGCCGGCCCAACUAAUCCAGAUUUGAGGGCGUAAGGGGCUGUUAAAGAUCAAGCGCUUCCUAAUAGAAAUUUCUUCAUUCUCAGCUAGGUUCGAAUAUUGGACUUCUGCUUAAGGGUGAAAGAAUUUUGUAUAUCCAUCGUACCACAUUCCUUGGUGGUAAUGAAAAUAAUUGCUUGAUCUCGCUUCUCCUUUCUAAUUGCCCUCUGUAAACUGUAGAUUAAUUAGUUCUUCUUUAAUUUGCUUCUAAGUUUUUAUCUCUUCCAUUGACCCCAUUUUCUCAAAAUUUUCGUCCAGUUGUAAUAUAUUAGUCCUUGAAAAGGAAACAUUGAUCAGUCAAUUAUCUUGA